AUGGACGCCCUCGAUCUUGCCAUGCAGAUCUCCAAGAGCAACAGGGACAAGAACCUAAGGCUAACACCGGAGAAGCCGACCGUGAACGUCAUCUCGAAUUACCCCCUGCUCGACCUCCCUCCUGAAAUCUGGAGCAAGAUCUGCCGCUAUGCCGCCGUCCCCAGCGGACCGUCUGCCAUCUUCGUCCCCUCUCUCGCCGACCGUGACUACUGGCAACAACAGCUCACUCAACCGGGCAUCACUCGUACCUGCCGUGCCAUCCGUGCGGAGUGUCUCGGUACCUUCUAUCAGAAUCUCUACGUCAUCUACGAUGAGACUUGGACCUUUCCUAUCAUCGGCGACUGGCUGUAUGGAAUUGGUGCAGCAAACCGCAAGCGCGUGGUGAUUCACGAAGGCGGCGGCAGCUCCUACUGGAGUGGCAACGAUGCUAUUUUCGAGCGUUCGCAUGGAAGGAAUCAUGGGGGUAUACGCGGCCAGAAGUAUGGGCAUUACCUCGCGACUCUCAUGGACGACCUGGAAGAGUUCUCAUCUGAGAGGCAUUACCAGCUGCGUGAUGUAUAUAAGGACGAAGACAGCACGGAAGAGGAAGACGACAGUGAGGACUGGCCAGAGGAGGACGACAGUGAGGACUGGUCAGACGAGGGAUGA
Molecule: messenger RNA, 648 nt
Organism: Neohortaea acidophila
Lineage: Eukaryota; Fungi; Ascomycota; Dothideomycetes; Mycosphaerellales; Teratosphaeriaceae
Exons: 2
Coding region: 1-648 (215 amino acids)
Source: RefSeq, a predicted model, not a curated record